Molecule: messenger RNA, 2930 nt
Organism: Anastrepha obliqua
Lineage: Eukaryota; Metazoa; Arthropoda; Insecta; Diptera; Tephritidae
Gene: dmpd
Exons: 7
Coding region: 648-2900 (750 amino acids)
Biological process (GO): positive regulation of DNA-templated transcription
Cellular component (GO): nucleus
Molecular function (GO): protein binding; transcription coactivator activity
Source: RefSeq, a predicted model, not a curated record
AACAUGAAUUCGCUGGCUUUUAUUUUCACUCUUAUUCCUUGUUCGCUGUCACUUUUCUGUUGGUUUUAUUUUGGGGUUUAUCGGUUGUUCUCUGUGGUAGUGUUUCUAUGUUCUCGUGUUCGGUUGUUUUGUAUUCUUUGUCGGUUAGUUCAAUAGAGGGGGUGUUUGUAAUUUUUCAAAAUAAAAGUGUGUACAAGGGGUUCAGCGGAUCCCAGCGGUAAACGUCGAACCAAGAAGAAAAAUACAGUGGACAUCACGAUUGGCAGACGGAAGAGUUUGUUAGAGCGAUACGAGUGUGAAAAGAGCGAGAGCGGACGGCGCGGAGACGGAGCCUCCAAAACGCACGCAAUGCUGGUGAAGUGGAAGUGAACAUAUGAAAAAGUGCUGAGCCAAGCAGCAGCUAACACAACAGCAGUAGCAUAAGUUGGUCUUCAAGUUCAUAUUGCAGCAGCAGCAACUUCAAUUGAUAUCAAACCAGCAACAUUAUCAAUAUCAACAAUAGCCAACCAUACGCCAUUAAUAAUAACAUAAGCUUUUUGCUAGGAGCUGAGUUUUUAUUGCAAUUCUAAAUCAAGCAAACAAUUUGUUUCAAAUUAACUCUACACGGCUACUCAAACUCAUUCAAAAAAGUGUGUUAUAUCGACACAAUGGUAUCUACACGACAAAUGGCCACAAGUAGUGGCAAUGGCCCACUAAAUCACAAUUCCACCGCUGUAGAUUCCGCUCGAUUUCCUGCAAUUGCCGCACACACUCAACGUGGGAUCGUAGGAGCACCCACAAUAUCCUCGAUCAUUGCUACGAACUUAGCCGCUUUUGCGACUCGUCAAUGUGCUCAUCAUCAGAAUCAUCAUCAGUUGGUUAAAUUGAGUGACACCACUACUGACGCAAAUGAAAACACAGAAGACCCCGUGCAGCUACUUGAUUUGCCUAAUGAAAUUUUAGCAAAAAUAUUUGCUUAUGUGGGUUAUCGAAAAGUUGGUCAACUGAGAGUGGUUUCUCGCAAAAUGAACGAUGUUUGCAUGGAUAUUUUGAACUCAACCUUUUCACGUCUUAUUACGCAAACAUAUAACCGUUUUCACGCCAUUAAAGCGAACAUGCCGCGUCGUGAAUCUGCGCGUCGCAACCAUCCAUUGGCUUGCGAAUGCGAUAUCAUUGAAACGUGUUACAUGCGCCUGUCGCUGCUGCAAAUGACUUUUGGUAAACAUAUCGAGCGUGGCCACUGUAGUUUCUUUCCUGGAGCCAUUUUAGAUGAAGUAUAUAAUAUUUUAAUUUAUAUAAGAAAUACGCCGCGCCUUGAGCGUCCUUAUCGGGUUACCGAUGAGCUAUUUGAUCUCUCCACAAUGGCCAUGGAAUACUUCAGGGAUCGCAUUGAGCAAACUUUGCCUGAUAUUGCUUGCUAUAAGGAUUUUUACAAAUUACCCACCACCACAAAAAGACCUGCUUUGGUUGCAUCCGUUGAUGUUGAUAGCUCCUCGACGUCACCACCUCAAAGCAAUAUGGUAUUGCGUAAAGGUAUACGCAAAAUCAAGCAGGGUAUGAAAAUUUAUAACAAUCAGUUGUCGGUAUUACGUAAUGAGCUGCGUACCUGUAAGCGAAAAUCGUCGGAGCAGGGUAAGCAAAUUGCCGAACAACAAAAAUUAUUGGCGGAACAGCAGAAACAGACGUUGGAGUAUGCCAAUCGGAUGGACGAGAAUGAUAAGAAAAAUGAAGAGAUGGCACGCAAGUUCUCCACUUUGUUGCAGGAAUUAAAUAAGUGUAAAACUGAAUUGCAAUAUUGGCGUUCCAAGAGCCCAGCCAUUCCAAUUUGUACAUCAUGCGGCCAGAGGCUUGCGCCUAUGUUGCCGCCCCCUGAGGAUUUCCAAGCAUUGAUCAAUCAAGGUGUUAAGCCAGAGGACAUAAUUCUCAACUUGAGCGACGACACAGACAUCGAAAACGAUAUCACCAUGCAUGAUUCCAAUGGAACAUCGAUAGAAGUAUCAACACCAUCGCCUCAACCGUCAGUUUUCGCUUUUCCUGAUAAAGAAACUACCACCAAAUUAUUGGCUGCCAGCAGUACAGUGACUAAAAAUCAGCUCAAGCGUCAGCAUUUCAGUGCCAGUACAUUGUCCAACACCAUUGGAAAUGCAUGCAAUGAGGGCGGUAGCAACAGUGUAUUUAAUAUUUAUGCCACUGGAAGUCAUAAUAAUAGCAACAGUAACUGUUGCAACUGUCAGCGCAAGGGUAGUGACAAUCAGGCGGGAGCACUUCCAACGGCAGGCAGCGGCGUUCUGUUGGAAUUUGGUAGCGCCAUUGACGCUGAUGAUAGCAGCAUUGAUGCAGUUGACCAGUUGUUGCCAAGCGAAAUGACAAAUCGCUUGAAUUAUGUGCGUUGCAGCAACAUAAUACGCACGACUGCAAGCAACAGCCACACUUUGUACAACCUGCAACAAGAGAAGCAACAAAGCAAUGCAUUGACUUCAGUAACUAAACCUAUUGGAGACGUUGCAAACUAUGAGCCGACAGGGAUGACUACACCAGUGAUUUUCGCCGGCAAUGAAAAUGCAAUCAGCACGAAGUUGGCGCAAGUGGGUGGCCGUUCGCAUAGGAGCGUGAUUGUUAGUCCGGCCAUGCUUUCAGCCACUAAGAGUAGCGGCAGCGGCAGCAGUUUGCAACACGGGUUAAGCGGAGCUUGUAAUGCAGUUGGAGCAGGUUUAGGUUCUGAAAAUAAGUGUGGCCCGUCUACAUUACUGGCUGGGACUGCAGAAGGCUGUGGUGGUUGUGGCGGCAAACAGAUUGCCGAGGAGACGGCUGUGGAGCAUGUCGUUAGCUUGCAGGGCAUUACGUCGCACGAGACAAAAAAAGCACGUAGAGUACAAAAAACCACGAGAUGUUUAAAUGGUAGUGGUAAACGCAGUAAAUAAUAAUAUAAUAUUUUAAAUGUAACACUUUUA